Molecule: messenger RNA, 5786 nt
Organism: Synchiropus splendidus (mandarinfish)
Lineage: Eukaryota; Metazoa; Chordata; Actinopteri; Syngnathiformes; Callionymidae
Gene: rb1cc1
Product: RB1-inducible coiled-coil 1
Exons: 23
Coding region: 386-5239 (1617 amino acids)
Biological process (GO): autophagy of peroxisome; positive regulation of protein phosphorylation; autophagosome assembly
Cellular component (GO): extrinsic component of membrane; phagophore assembly site membrane; Atg1/ULK1 kinase complex
Molecular function (GO): molecular adaptor activity; protein kinase binding
Source: RefSeq, a predicted model, not a curated record
CGCGCGGAUCGUUGACGAACAGCUCGUCAGCAGCAGAUGACAACAACAAACCAGUCGUGUUAGCCGGCCAGGCUACUACUUCCGAGCGAGCCCUCCGCUGCUCCCCACUCUCCCCGUGAUAAGAGUUGAAGAGCAGCCAGCCUCCGCGCGCGGGGACAGCGACAUGGCCGAGGUCCUCUCAGAGGCAUGGUUCUGAGCGGGGAGAGGAAGGUCUGGCCAAGCUAGCUCGAUGUCAGCGGGGCUGGAGCAGGGCAGCUAGCUAGCUCCGCUGCUAGCUCGUUAGCUAGCCCAAGCGAGGAGGAGAGCCGGGACGGAGCGAUGCGAGGGUGGCCCUGUGUGACUAAAUGAGCAAGAGUCAAGGGGGGCGAACCCUGGUGGAAUCAACAUGAAGUUGUACGUGUUCCAGGUCCUCAAUGGCAGCACAUUGACAUUUGACACCGACCUCGCUGUCCAAACUGUACUGGAGCUUAAAAAUGCCAUCCACGCCAAAUACAAAAUUGCAAUUCAACAUCAAGUCCUGGUUGUCAAUGGAGGGGAAUGUAUGGCUGCAGAGAGACGCGUCUGCAGCUACAGUGCUGGCACUGAAACAAAUCCAAUUUUCCUGUUCAACAAAGAAAUGAUCUUGUGUGAUCGAAAUCCAACAAUCCCCAAAACCACCUUCUCGGUUGAGAGUGAGAUUCAAGUGAAGGUGGAGGGGUCACUACUGAUGCCAGCUGUCUUUCACACCGUUGCCUCUCGAACACAACUUGCUCUGGAAAUGUUUGAAGUUGCCAACCAACUCAGCUCCUUUUGUGAACGCCUGGUUCACGAUCAACACCUCCAGCACCAAGGAUGGGCUGCCAUCAUGGCUAAUCUGGACGACUGCACGCUAUCCUAUCAGAAGCUGCUCCUGAAAUUCGACUCGGCAUACUCAAAUUAUCAACAGGAUUUGGAAGAAAUCAAGUUUAAACUCACAAAGUUGGGCACCGCGGUUUCUGUCAUGGCCAGGAUCCCCCUACUUGAAUGUUUGACAAGACACAGCUACAGAGAAAGCAUAGAAAAAUCCAGCUCGUCCCCCGUCAAAGACUCGGAUGAUACGGAAGAAGAAAAAUCGACAGACUCCGUACUCUCCACCACCACUGACGUAGCGAUGCCCAGCAGGCCACAGACCUCCUUCUCUGCUUCAGAAGCAGCGGCCACGGAGACGGCAGGUGAGCAAGAGGCCAACGAAAUGGCCGUCAGCGGUGGGCUGAGGGCGGCGCUGCUCGACGACGGCACUCCAGACAACGCCAACGUGCCCUUCUUCAACGUCACACUGUUGGACUGGAUCAACGUGCAGGAUAGGCCCAAUGAUGUUGAGUCGGUCGUGAGAAAGUGCUUUGACUCAAUCAACAGGCUUGACCCCAGGAUCAUACAGCCCUUCCUGGCAGACUGUAGUGAGAAAAUUGCCAAGUUAGAUAAUCAAAACAUGAAGUCCAUCAAGGGGCUGGAGGACAGACUGUACGCUCUGGACCAGAUGAUUGCGAGCAGCAAGAAGCUGGUGAAUGAACAGAAGGAGCUCGCUCAGGGAUUUCUGGCCAACCAGAAGCGGGUCGAAAACCUGAAGGACACGUCCGUCCUGCCUGACUUGUGUCAGAGUCACGCCAGCCAAUUGAUGAUCAUGCUGAACAACCACAAGAAGCUGCUGGACAUCAAGAAGAAAUGCACCACUGCCAAACAAGAACUUGCCAACAACCUUCAAGUUCGACUCAAAUGGUGCUGUUACGUCAUGUUUCAUGCCGACCAGGAUGGCGAGAAACUCCAAGCUCUGCUGAGACUCCUGACCGAGCUGAUGGAGAGAAUCCGGGUGGUGGACGCCCUCAGCACUGUUCCUCAAAUGUACUGCCUGGCGGUGGUGGAAGUAGUGAGGAGGAAGAUGUUCAGACAACACUACAGAGAGUGGGCCAGUGCACUGGUGAAAGAUGGCCGACAACUCUACAAGGCAGAGAGGUUCAAAAGAGAGUCCUUUGGGAAACUCUUUCGGACAUCUUUCCUGCGGAAUCGCUUGUUUCGAGGACUGGAUUCAUGGCCGCCGUUAUCAUUUUGUACACGGAAACCCAGAAGGUUUGACGAUGAACUUCCAGACAUCUCUGUGGAAGACCUGCGGUAUCUGAAGUCCUGCUGUCCUGCGGAGGUGCAGCCUUUUCUCAUGCUUCCUACAAUGUGCGACUUUGAGCCCCUGAACAGUCAUGUGGUGAGGCUUCAGCAACUCGUUCAAGCUGCGCAGAGUUUGGAUGAGAUGUCUCAAACCAUUACAGAGCUUCUGAGUGAACAAAGGGCCUCAUGUAGUCACAUUUCACAGAGAUCGACCCCCUUGACCCCCCAGUCAACAGAAAGUUUACCUGCCUCCACGACACCCACGUCAUCCAAGGGCCCUUCUGCCCUCAACCUGCCUUCACUCAGCAGCCAACCACUUCCUGUCCCUGUCCCCGCCCCUCUAGAAGAUCUGUCUCCAGACAGCAUUGACGCCCAGACCUUUGACUUUGAAACCAUCGGCCACCCCAACAUGGAUCCGGUCCUGCAGCAGGUCUCCCUGGACUUGGACUCUCUGGCCGAAAGCCCUGAAUCUGACUUCAUGUCUGCGGUCAAUGAGUUUGUGAUCGAGGGGAACCUGAUGUCCCCGAACCCCAUCAGUGACCCCACCAGCCCCGAGAUGAUGGUGGAGUCUCUGUACUCCUCCGUCAUCAAUGCUAUCGACAACAAGCGCAUGCAGGACACCACCACGCUGGAGCGGGAGAACUCCCGGAUCACCGCCCUCAGCCGAGUCGUCGAGCGCUACCAGUCGGCGCUGGAGGAGUCCCACUCCAACUUGAGAAGUGUGAAGGACGACCUGGGCCACUUACGAGGUCUGGUGUUGAAAGAACACGAUGACUAUGCCUUACUUUUACGUAGCAUUAGCACAGAAGUGGGCAGUCUAGUGGACAGAAUUUGUCAGACUCAAGAAGUUGCCUUGAAGCAGCAGCAUGACGGUCAAAUUCAGUGUCUCCAGCAGCAGUUUGAGGAUCAGGUCCACUCGCUGACUGAAGAAAACCAAGUCAACCAGGAUAUAGUGAGAGACGUGCAGCGUGCCAUGCUGGAGCUGGAGGGACGGAUGGAGCGCAAAGAGAAGGAACUCACCUUGAUGGAGAGUGAAAAGCAACAAUGGAACGCCACGGAGAACAGUCUGGUGGAGAAGAUGGGAAACAUGGAGAAGAUAAUCAGUGAUCAGGCUGAAGAGAUCCUAAGUCUGUCGGGUGUGAGGGACUCACUGACCGGUCAGGUGGAUGACCUGCAUGCAGAGAUCCAACGCAGCAGAGAAAAGGUCCAGCAGGAGAUCCAGGCCUCUCAGCAGGUGCACCUGAAGGAGCUGGAGCACAGACAGCUGAAGCACAAGGCAGAGUUGGAGACACUUGUCAAGGAGAAACAAGAGGCUCUGGAGAAACUGGCGGCUGAGAAUAGAGCCCACUUGGAUGAAGUUACCACUCGCUACACUGAGACGAUUACAGAGAAGGAAAACCAGAUGAAGGAAUUGGAGGAGGGCAGUUCCAAACUUUCCGAGUUACGCUGUAAGCUGGAGAUGGAGCUCGCGCUCAAAGAGUCUGAAGCGGAGGAGAUGAGGCUCCUGCUGGAAGAGACUAAGCUGCAGAAUGUUGAGGCUCUGAAAUCGGAGGUGGAGGCGAAGACGGCGGAACUCACGCAGGAGCUGGCACACAUCAGAGAGGAGCUUCGGGUCAAGAACGAGGAGUACGAGGUGGACCUGGCUGAGCUGAGGACCCUGAUGAGGAUGGAGAAGGAUCACUGCAUCUCGGAGCUGGUGGAUCGCUAUGAAGAAGAGGCCAUCUUGUUGCGCACCCAACUCUCCUCGUUCCAGCUGCAAGCUCAGGAAGCUGAGCGGAGCCAUGAGGAGGCAGUGGAGAAGCUGAAGCAGGAGCUGGAUCAGCUGGUGUCUUCGCUCAGAGACCAACAGGAAGCACAGCGUAGACAUUUCCAAGAGCUGGAGCAGGAGCUCCGGACCACCAUUGGGAACCUGCAGGCCGACAAGGACCUCUUAACUCAACAGCUCGAGCAAGAAAGAAGUGAACGAUCCAUGAAGGAGCCGUCGCCAGACGCUCUGAGCGAGCUGCAGCAGCAGAAGGAAGUGAUGGAGAAGGAACUGUGCGACAGAAUUGGCGAGCUUCAAAAUGAGCUGCAAGAAAUCCAAACAUCUAAAGGGGAAGCCAGUUUGCCAUCACACGCUGAUGCGGUGGAGCCUCGGUCGCUGGACUCUGCGCUGCACGAGCUCCAGCAGGAGAGAGACUCGCUUCAGUCCCAGAUGGAUCUCCUGGAGAAGAAGAAGAACGAGGAGAUGCAGAACCUGAAAACGUCUCUUAUUGCAGAGCAGCAGACCAACUUCAACACUGUGCUCACGAGAGAGCGGCUGAAGAAGGAGCAGGUCAUAGGCGAGCUGAAGGAGAAGCUGCAGAGAGUCACCCAGCAGCAGGAGAAGGACAAAGCUCUGAUCGAGAAGCUCUCCGAGGACCGAGCCAGUGUCAUGCAGGAGAAGAAGCACCUGGAGGAGGAGCUCAACCGCCUGCGCAGCACCACCCUCAUCUCCUCUGCCUUCUUCACCUCUAACCCGGCACCUGUGGACGUAGGUGGCGCUGCAGCCGGGGCCUCAGUGGCAGAAGCGGCGGUGGCGGCGGCGGCUCUGCCUUACGCUGAGGUCUGCUCCUCUGAACCUGAAGCUGAGCAUCUGGCCCCGGAGCUGGCAGCCAGAGACGACGACUUCAUCGACUCGGCGGUGGAAGCCAGCAUGGUGUCGGUCCACGACAACUUCCUGAUCUCUGAGGAGAAGCAGCGGAUUCUCCUCCUUGAACGGACUCUUCACAUGAAGGAGGAAGAAAACAAGCGCCUCAGUCAAAGACUGAUGUCUCAGAGCAUGUCGUCGGUGUCGUCGCGUCACUCGGACAAAAUCGCCAUCAGAGAUUUCCAGGUGGGGGAUCUGGUCCUGAUCAUCCUGGACGAGCGGCACGACAACUAUGUUCUGUUCACCGUGGGUCCGACCCUCUACUUCCUCCACUCAGAGUCUCUCACUGCACUGGACCUCAAACCAGCAUCAGGGGCGUCACGGCGACCGUGGGUAUUGGGCAAGGUGAUGGAGAAGGAGUACUGUCAGGCCAAGAAGGCCCAGAACAGGUUCAAGGUUCCGCUGGGAACCAAGUUCUACCGAGUGAAAGCUGUUCCCUGGAACAGAAGAGUAUAAUAAUAAUAAUAAUAAUACUACUGUAUAAAUAUACUGCUUAAGUUUUGAGGAUGGACUUCAUCCAUUGAGUUCAACAUCUCUGUUUUAGUUUGUUUUAAUUGAAGGUUUGUCAUUAUUUUAUGAUCAUGGACCAAAUGCUAUGACCCUGUCGGGGCGCGCGCGCCCGACCACUGUGGCAUUAGCCAUGUGACCCGUGUGUACAACUGAACAAAGACUUGGCUGUUCCUCGUUUCCAUGACCUGCAUCUGUCAUUCUGUGGAAAAUACUGUGUCACUAUGGAUAUCAAACACUUGUACGAUACAUGUCGACGAGGAAUGCUGGCGGCUGCAUGCUGAAAUGCUUUCUUUGAUUUCUCCAGAUAAAUGUUGUAGUGGGAACCUAGUGAAUGCCGCUGCCCAUCUUCACCGUGCACUUUGGAGCAGUGCUUGGCUUGCUGGUGGACAGGGAGGGGGAGGCGCUGCAUUGUGCGUUAGCCAUCCAGUCAGGGCUGCAUUGUACCAGAGAGUUUGGAAACAAUAAAGGACUGGUCCCAAACAAAUCCUCUGCU